GGCCGGAGCAGCUCCACAACUUCGGCCUGCCCAUGAUCGGCACGACUGGGAACUUCACCGCCGCCGCCUGCUUCGACGCGGCCGCGGGCGGGGAGCCCUGGCACGGGCCUCUGCGCAUCUUCCGCAACGAGCUGCUGGAGGGCCUGCAGCUCAACUUCUACUCGAAAGCGCCAGUGCGGCCCCUGAGGACUCAGGAGGACAUCCUGUACCUGGUCUGCGCGCGAAUCCUCAUCGGCGUGGUGCAGUUCCGGAUUGUUUCCAGGUAUGCCUCCAACCAUGCGCCGGUGCAGAUCGACCACAGCGACUCGUUCCGAGAGGGCUGCGCAGUGACCUCGAUCACCGUGAACGCCGACACGCGGGACUGGCGCAACGCUCUGGCGUGCGUGGUGCAGGAGCUGCGGGCGGUCUGCGACUACGGCAUCACAGACAGCGAGCAGAAGCGGUACAUGGAAGCGAUGCUGAAGGAUGUAGAGAAGGGUGUGGUCGAGAACGACACGGUGCCGUCGGAGGACCACCUGAACUUCAUUAUGACGAGCGACGUGUUCGACCACGUGGUCAUGCAUCCUGACCAGUCUUUCCAGGUCUACAAAGAGGUGGCACCCUACGUGACCAAGGAGCAGAUCAUCACGACGGCUAAGUGGAUGUUCGGCUUCCUCGCGUACUACGGAAAGGCCCUGGGCGUCCCUCUCUCAAGGGGGGUCGGGCGCACCUGGCGGGACGAGGUCCAAGGCGCUGGGGUCGAUGGUCGGUCGCUCGAGAAGCUGGGGCUCUCGCCUGUGGCACGCUGGCACGGGGCAUGGGCCACGGCGGAGGUCAGCACGGAGGCUUUGCCCCGCACCGUGGUGGAGAGCGCCGUGGAGGCCCCGACCCGGAUGGCGGCGGAGAGCGCCGUGGAAGUGUGGGCCUGCCUCGCGGCACGAGGGCGUCACGCAGGCAAUUCUGGCUUGGACCGCGGUGGCGACCGCCUCGGAGGCGCUGCCGUGGAGCUUCGGGCCCGGGCCGCCGUCUGGCAGACCCGCCCGCAGAGGGCGCGACGGGCUGGCUGGUCCAUCGUGGAGCUUGGUGCAGAGGGCCGGCUGCAGCGGCAGACGGCGGCGGGGGCCAUCCCGCUUCUGAUCCAGGUGGCGCCGCCAUCCAGGAGGAGCGCGCGGCCCCCGCCGCAGGGCUUUGCGAGCCCGGGCACGUGCCUGCCCAGCACGGUCCGUCGAGGGGGACGUGCCAACGUCUGCCUCGGCAGAGGGUCGGCUGCAGUUCCGGCCGGCUCUGCGUGCGACGCGGGCGGCGAGAGGCCGCAGCGUGGCGACCACGGCAAUGGGGUGGAGUCGAGCUCAAGGCGUUGUACCUGCUUUGCGACGACCGCUCCAUGUGCGGCCUGCCCCGUGCAGGCCACGACAUCAUCAAGUACUGGAUGCUCUUCCUCUUCGACGAGUUCGACGCCGAGCAAGAUCGUGUUGCUCAUCGGUCUCCUCGGCAUCCUGAUCAACGUAGCGAGCUCGGCGGAGCCCCUGGGCUUCAGGCCCAUGACGCCGCAGCGCGGCCAGCGCAUCGGCGAGUCGCGGCUGCCGGCGCCGCAGUGGGGCCAACCCCACGAGCAGAACGUGCAGGGCCUGCCGGCGGCGGAGCUGGCCCAGCAGAGCACGUCGAAGGUCCCGCCGUUCUGGGCGCCGUACCUUGAGCAGCGCGGGUACCCCUUCAGGCUGUGGGUCCAGGACGUGAUGCUGUGGUGCGCGGCGACGGAGCUGCAGCAGCACCAGCGCGGCCCGGCGAUCGUCCAGCGGCUCGGCGGCACGGCGAGGGACCUCUGCCGCGAAGUGCCGGUCGAGGCCAUUGCGCACGGCAGGUUCGACCAGCUGGGCAACCUGGUCGAGGACGGAGUGCAGAUGCUGAUCACUGGGCUCCGGCGGCGCUUUGGCCCGCUCGACGUCCAGUCGUCGAUCAGCACCAUCGUCGAACUGCUCACCUUCCGCAGGCAGGAGCGGGAGAGCGUCGACGACGCGAUCACGCGCUUCGAGGCGCUGCGCGCCCGAGUGGCGCAGCUGGACGACCCGUUCGUGCUGCCGACACCGGUGCUCGCACUGCUGUUUCUGGAGGCCCUGCAUGUGCCCAAGGCUGUGUACCCCUUGGUGCUGCAGGCCAACAGCGGCCAGCUGCCACUGACGCUCGAUCAGCUGAACAGCGUGAUCGGGAUGGUGCGGCAGCAGGGCCACUUCGCAGAGCACACCCACGCGGGACCUCAGAACUUGGCUGAAGGGUACCGCGGCAAAGGAUAUCAUGGUCAUCAUUGGUUUACGGGCGAGAGCGACAGCGGCGCAAACACCUGGAACGACACGGCCGCUUAUAUGUAUGGUCAGAACGCAGCCGGCGCGGCAGGGAGCGCUGGAUCUACGUCCCAGCACUACGUGGUCCAGGACGACGAGGGCUACGACUGCUGCGCCGUCUGCUCGAGCUACCUGUACGAGGACGAGCCCGGGGACGAGGACUCGAUGACCGACGACGACGACUUGGACAUUUCCCAGUUCACUCAGGAGGAGCUGCAGGAGUAUUAUGGCGACUCCGAGGGCUGGGACUACGACACCCUGCUACAUGAGUACCUGUUCGCGAAGCGCAGGUUUCGCCACUUCGUCCAACGGAACAGCCGCCGCUCUCGCUUCCCGCGCAGCAACUGGUCCCUCCGCAUGAGCAGCGGCAAGGGCGGCAGCAGCUUUGGACGCGGGCGAGGCCACGGCAAGGGAUACCACUUCGGCGGAUCGGUGGUGAACCCAGGCUCGCUGGCGGGAGGAAAAGGCAAGAAGAAGAAGGGCGGCAAGCACUACAUGGCAGGCACGCCCGGCGCCACCAAUCCCCGAGGCAGGGACGGCCGCACCAUGCGGUGUCACGAGUGCGACUCGGAGACCCACCUCGUGGCCGCCUGCCCCAAGCGCAAGGGCAAGGGCAAGGGCAAGCACUUCAUGUCCUGGAACGCUGGCAGCGCCGCGACGGGGACGCAGCAGGCCGGGGCUCCCGCCGCCGACCCAACGUUGGCCGCCUAUGCGCCCGUGCCCACGCAGCCGCGGACUGGAGCCUUGUCUGGAGUGCUGCAUUGGUUCACUGAGGACGCCCGGACGCCUGGCCUGCAGAUCGACGACCUUGACGAGGACACCUUCCGCGAGGCUCUGAGCUGGGAGACCCUCGACAUGCGCGACAACGUCGCGGAGCACGACAUACUGACGGAGAUCCAGGCCAGCAUGCAGGACCGAGCUGUGGAGGAGCAGCCUCCGGUGACAGCUGGGCGAUCAGCGGCCGUGACCAGCCCAACAUGGUUCCCAUGGUGGCGAGUGGAUCAGUUCGAGAACGCUGGCGGGGAGACCUACUUGGUUCGCACCCGCAUGAAGGACAGGAGCGGCGAGGCCCUGCUGGUGGACCCCGGGAGCCCAGGCAACCUUACUGGCGACGAGUGGGGCAACAGGAUGGCAGCGCGACAGCAGCAGGCAGGACGUCCACCGCCUGUUCGCACCCCACUUGACCGGGUGCUUGAGGUUGGUGGUGUGGGCUCAGGAUCUCAGCAGGCCACGCACGCCCAUCGCUAUCAACUGGCGCUGCAGGGAGGGCAAGCCGCGACCUACGAGGCGCCGGUGCUCCCGAACAGCAGCGUGCCGGCACUGCUCGGGCGAGCAUCGCUGCGGGACCAGCGCAUCCUGCUCGACUGCUUCAACAAUCGGAUGUACCGCAUCGGCCCGGGCGGCUACUCCCUGCAGCUGAGUCCAGGAUCAUCGCAGUACCAUCUGGACGAUGGCAUUGGCGACUUCGACGACAUCCGGUCCGACGUCCUUGCCCGCAGCGACCGCGCCGACUCCCGCAUCUACCAGGACGGCGAGCAAGAAGACCACCACUGCGACGCCAACCGGCAGCGGGAAGUACAGGGGAGACCGCCAUCGGCAUGGGUGUUCGGCGACUUGCAGAACCUGUGCCAGAAUGCGCUGCACGGAUGCGGAUAUGCGCCGGAGCUCGUUUGGAUCAGCCUGGCUCAGCCGGGCACGUCGCGAGGCACCCGCAACGACAAGCGAGCCAAGCGUUUCGAGUGCAAGAUCGCUCGAGCUCAACUUGAAGGGCAUCGCUGCUGCAUCGUCGAGGCGGACGAGGGCAGCGCGGUGUGGGACAUGCCCGACAUCCUGGAACUGCUGGACGACAGGAGGUGGCACGCAGGUGAGCGACGUCGACCUGGCCGAGUAUCAUUCGCGGACGACGUCGACGAGACCGGCUGCAAGGUGAGCGCGCUGACCGCGAGUUUUCCCACCGAGCAGAGGACGCGCGACAAGGCGCGCAAGGCAGCAGACCCGGAGCGCAAGGUGAAGAAGAGGCCACAGACAGUGGAGCAGGUCUUCGACGAUUGCGGCUCCGAUUUCACGAAACUCUACGUGGCGAACGAGUACGAGCUGGACGAGGUGUGCUACGGCACCGAGCUCAGGGAGGACCAGUACAUCGACGAGCAGCCGUACAUCAUGAUGUCCGAGUUCUUUGGCAUGAUCGGCUCGGAGGCGCACCUGAACGAGAAAGACGAGCAGCAGAACUUCUUCAGCUCAGUCAAGGAUAUGGACACAUACAUGAACCUCUACUACGGCCACCUGCAGCACGACGACGUCGCGGAGUUGUGCGGUGGCGCAUCUGGAACAACCCGGUUACUCGUGCGACGAGGAUAUCGGGGCGGUCCCAACUUCGACCUCAUUUGCGACUGCAACUUGAUGACGCACGAGGGCCAGAGGCAGUUUUGGGAAUAUCUGUAUCAUCGCAAGCCUCUUGUCUUACUUAUUAGCACGCCCUGCACGAGCUUGAAAGGGUUUUCGGCGCUCAACAGGGUCAUCAACUACGACGGUUGGCUCCGCAGUCGCAAGACAUCAGUGGGGCUGGCCCGCAUCGCCGCUGCAGCGGCGUGCACUCAGAUGGACGCCGGCCGCCACUUUGCUUCGGAGCAGCCGCUGGGCAGCGACUUCUACAAGCUCGACGACUGGCAAUACAUCGCCAACAACUACGCGGUGGUGUGGUGCCAAGUCGACCAGUGCAUGGCCGGCAAGAUCGGGCGGCGAACGGGACUCCCGAUCAAGAAGUCCUCUGAGUUCUGGGCUUCGGACGAGCGCCUGAUCGCCGGACUCAGGAAGUUUCGCUGCGACGGCCAGCACGAUCACGCUUUGCUGGCCCAUGGUGGCCGAGGACCCCAUCCAGAGCGUGACGAGUGGCGACUAGAGAACCCCAAGGAUCACGCGGAGUGGGCGAUUGGCAUCUGCCGGGAGCUGGCAGCGAGCAUUUCCCAGAUGGUGGAGCGCGUGAGGUAUCAGGGACACCACCUCGUUGUGUACGAGUGCUACCCCACGGAUGUCGGCAUCAUCGGCCGGCUGACCAUCCAUCCCACGAUCGAGGGGACAGCUGGAGAGGCGGAGCCGGACGAGGCAUCAGGUGGCGCCUCGGGAUCGGCGGACGCCAUCGGCGAGGCACCCGUCGCGGAGCAGCCGGCUGCGGCCCCAGCCGCACGAGCCCGAGGCGUGGAUGCGGGGACGCAGGCUCGAGGCAGUGACGAGCCAGGCUGGACCGCGUUUGACCUCGGGCACGCGCUUCGACUGCUGCACAGCCCACACCAGGAAGUCGUUCGGCGCCAGCUUCGACGACUUCAUGUUCGAUUUUGGCACGCUCCAGCAGCUCGCCUCAGAGAGCUGCUGACCAAGGCCGGCGCUCCUGCAUCUACGCUGGCCCUGGUGAAGGAGAUCUGCGACACGUGCCGGGUGUGCAGGCUAUGGACGAGACCGGGACCGAAGAGCAUGACGAUCUCUCGGCUCGCGACGGGCUUCAACGAGAUGGUGCAGUGGGACAUCCUCUACAUCGGCGAACAGAUGGUGGCCCACAUGAUCGAUGAGGCGACACGCUGGACAGUGCUUCACAUUCUGGACCGCAAGACAGCGAUCAUGAUUAUCGCCGGCAUCACCCAGGGAUGGCUACGACCUCAUGGCCCCAUGAAGCUGCUGAUUGCCGACAUCGAGGGCGGCCUCCAUGGCGAGGAGGCGUACCAGUGGCUGGACCGCUGGGGCAUCGAGAUGAAGGCCAAAGAGGAGGGCUCGCACGCGCAGCUGGUGGAACGCCAUCACGACUUGGUGCGCAAGAUCAUACACCGUGUGCAGGCCCAGCUUGCAGAAGAAGGCAUUGUGAUGCCGUUGGAGAUCGUGAUUAUGGAGUGUGCCCUCAUCAAGAACCUCCUCAUCACCGUGGCUGGCUACAGCCCCUACCAGGCGGUGUACGGCCGGCUUCCGCCCCUGCUCGCCGAGUUCGAGCCGGUGAGCGACUGCCAGAUUGACGACCAGUCGGCUGGCAUCCCAGGGAUCUCCCGACACCAUCAUCGGCUACGCGAAGUUGCAAUGCAAGCCAUGGUGGAGAUGACCGCGAAGGACAGGCUGAGGCGCGCGCUUCGAUCCAAGACGCGCGCCCCGCACGAGGCGCUGCAGCUGGUGGUCGGCGACCAGGUUGACUUUCACCGACCGCCGAGCACGAAGGAAGAGUCGGGGUGGCGCGGCCCAGCGACCUUGCUGCAGGUCGGACCUCCAGUGCUCAUUCGAUGGCAGGGACGAGUGUUUCAAGUACGACCUCAGGACCUUCGGCGAAGCCUCGUGUACUUCGUGAUGUUCACGAAUAACAUCUUCUUCGAGGCAGGAUCGCGCGACCCGGUGGCCACCAUCAUGAGCUACGCGGACCAGCUGGACAGCAAGGUCGUGCGCGUCGGGUGGCUCUUCGACGCCGGGUGGAAGCGGACCGCGGACAGCCAGAAGCUCAGCGAGUUGGUCCUGGCGGUGUUGCAUGUUGCCGCCAGUGGCUUCUAUCUGGUGGGCUGCAUCGGCGCUCGAGUGGGCAAUGGCGUGUCCGUGCUCGAAGGAAUGGUCGGAUGCGACCACAGCUUCCUAUGGUGGUGGCGGCGCGGACGCCCAGAGCUGUCCUGGUACCACGAGGCGUCGGGUUCUGCUCGAUUGAAGUUGGCUCCGAUAUUUGGCAAGGAACACUGGCGGGACGUUAGCUUCGUGCAGUUCAUCAUGACGGACGACGAGUCUGUUCGUGAACUUCGGCGACGUGAACCCGAGGCGGGGGUGCUCGAGAGAGAUCGCGCUCACGUGAUGGCCCGGAUCGUGAUCAUGGAGCCCGAGGUUCAGGAGUACUCGUUCGCGAGCUGGCAGCACAUGAGGGAGCAGGCCGCACUGCCUGCUGUUGACACCGAGUGCGCUCAGAGCGACUUCUUCUUCGCAGCCCCGGACGCAGAUCACGUGGCGGAGGCAGUAGAGGAUGAUUCUUCGAAUUCCCGACCCGACUGCGUCGAGAUCGGCAUAGGUGCGCCGCUCAUGUACUGGGUGUACCCUGAGGUGGAGCACACACGACGCCCUGGAGCAGGUGAGAUCUACGUCCUGCGCGUCUACAACACGGGCAAGCGCGAGAUCGUCGUCGAGCGCGAGAUGAACGUGCUCACGCUGGAAGAGGCCCGAGCUCACGAAGUCGAAGUACGUCAGGCCAUGAAGGACGAGCUCCAGCGCUGGGCAGAGUUGAAGGCAUUCCAGCGCUUCCCGAAGGACCAGGCGACCAACAUCAUCGACUCGCGCUGGGUGCUCAAGUGGAAGGAGAUCGACGGCAAGAAGCAGGUGACGGCGCAGCGCAAGUGGCGAUUGUUCUCAGCGGACAUCAGCCAGGCGUUCUUGCGCGGCCUCACCUUCGAGCAGGUCGCCGCCAUGGACGGCGAGGUGAAGCGGAAGGUACAGUUCACGAUGCCGCCAGGAUCGAUUCCAGUCCUCCGGCAGCUGGAGGGCUACGAGGACUACAACCCUGUGACAGAGGUGUUGUUGCUCCUGCGCUGCGGUUUCGGCCUGAAGGACGCGCCGAGGCUGUGGCAGGUCAUGUUGAAGCAAGUGCUGGAGAAGACAGGGGGCAAGGCGCUCAUCAGCGACCCGCAGAUCUACGUGUACCACGACGCUAAGGGCGAGUUGCAGAUGAUCAUGUCCUCGCACGUGGACGACCUGAAGGGCGGCGGUGAGGACCACCUGCGGGAAAAAGUGCUGAGCAUGAUAGAGAGCGAGUUUGGGAAGUUGAAGCGCCAGUACGACUGCUUUGAGUGCAUCGGCAUCAUGCACGAGCAGGACCCUGUGACCAAGGCCAUCUGGACGCAUCAGCAGCACUACGUUCAGCAGCUGCGACCGCUCCAGGAGGACCAGUACGUGAUGGAGAACGAAGAUGGCCAGGUGAGCGUGGAGAGCCACGCGGCGUACAUGUCGCUGCUCGGAGGAAGUGCAUGGAUGACGCAGACGAUGGCGCCCAUUGCAGUGUAUGUCAGCUACCUCCAGCGGCAGGCCAAGAAGCCGGCGGUCGGAGACAUCCGGAAGAUCAACCGGCUGCUGAAGUGGAUCAUGGUGAACGCGAAGCAGCUCGGAGUUCGGUUCAUCGAGUUGGACAUGACCCGAGUGCGGCUGGCCGUCGUCAGCGACUCAGCCUUCCACGCCAUGGAGUUCGAAGGCUUGGCGAUCCGAGGCUGUGUGAUCAUGUUGCUGGAGGCUGACGACGAGGUGCUUCAAACUGGAACGACGUACAGGAUCGUGAUGCUUGACUGGUACAGUCGAAAGCAGAACAACGUGGUCAGGUCCACCUACGCCGCGGAGCUCAUGGCGUUGUUGGACGCGCUCGGGACCGGCACUCUCAUGAAUGUGGCGAUGACCGAGAUCAGUGAAGGAGUAUGCACGGCGAACCAGAUGCGAGUGCGGCAGGAGGCUGGCGACCUGGUGUUGAAGAUGAUUGCUGCCAUUGACGCGAAGGCAGUGUUCGACGCCAUCUCCGCCGACACCAUCAAGGUCACCACGGACAAGCGGAUGUUCGUGCCGACGCUCGCAGCACGUGAGCAGAUAGACCGCCUGCAGCUGGCGCAGCUCAGCUGGAUCGACACCUUGGACAUGCUGGCGGACGGGCUGACGAAAGGCGAGCUCGACCGGACAGCACUCGUGAAGUUGGGCUUCAGCAGCGAGUGGCACUUGAGCGGGCUGCAGCCGGUUGCCUUCUCUGUGCGCAGUGUGCCGUAG
Prorocentrum cordatum is the source of this 9062-nucleotide messenger RNA. The record is from the annotation of a GenBank genome assembly. Lineage: Eukaryota; Dinophyceae; Prorocentrales; Prorocentraceae.